Leopardus geoffroyi (Geoffroy's cat) is the source of this 2418-nucleotide messenger RNA. Its product is annotated as putative CENPB DNA-binding domain-containing protein 1. Bases 1583 to 2209 code for a protein of 208 amino acids. Lineage: Eukaryota; Metazoa; Chordata; Mammalia; Carnivora; Felidae. The transcript is spliced from 4 exons. The record is from RefSeq and is a predicted model, not a curated record.
GGGUCAUGAGUUUGAGCCCCACAUUGGGUGUAGAGAUUACUAAGAAAAAAAACUUAAAAAGAAGAAAGAUUUUGCAUCAUAACAUUGUGGAUGUUGGAAUGGCAGCCUACUAGUAGGUCACUGAAUGGACUCAGGCCUGGUACUCAUGUGGAUCUUGUGGGAUGUGCAUGGUUACAUCCAUUCAUCCUUGAAAUAACACAGUUUCAAGUUUGCCAUAGUUCACAUUUACAUGAAGACUCCUGCCUUUGCUCCAUGCCCUUACCUGGUCUCGGCCUAUUGCUGGCCCCUCCAAUGCCCCCACGUGAGAGAGGGUAGAGGGGCUGGCCCUUGCUUUCUCUGGGUGGCCUUGGAGAUGUUUGUUGUGAUGCUGUCAGGGAUUCCAGAAGCCAAAUGUCUCAAACUGUUUCCUUGGCUGUCAAUGUCAAGGUAUGUGUGUGGGUCCCCAAGACCACUUUUAGUCUUAAUGAUAUGCUGGAGGGAGUCUCAGAAUUCAACAAGGCUGUUAUACUCGUGAUUAUAGUUUAUUAUAGCGAAAAGAUACAUAUUAAACUCAGCAAUGGAAAAAGGUGCAUAGUCUGGGAGAUAGUGGGCAUAAGUUUCCACAUGACCUUUCCCAGGGUGGUCAUGUGGACAAUGCUUAAUUCUCACAGCAAUGAUAUGUGACAGUGUAGCAGCCAGGGAUGCUUACCUGAGUUGCGGCAUCCAGGGUUUUUAUUGAGGGUUCAGUUACAUAGGUAUGGAGUAUACUAACCGUAGUUACUCAGUCUCAACUCCUCCCAGAGGUCAGGUUGGUACAAUGUGGACCAGGGUCACCACUGUAAGUCACAUUGUUAGCAUGAACUAUGUGGUUUGGCCUAAGUCCUUAGGUAAACAGAGAUACCUUUAAGAGGCAGAAUAUUCCAAGGGCUUAAGAGGUUACCUUUCAGGAGCAGGUCAAGGGCCAAACUUUUGGAAUGUGCAAGGUUUGGACAACCCAGGCCUGCUGAGUCAACCGUUUCCUGAACAUCUGGCUGCAGCCAAAGGAAGGCUCUCAUGACUGUUUCCUUGGUGUUUCAGUGAUUUGGGUUUCAGGGGCCUUGGAUGUACUCUUAAGGUAUGUAUGUGUAUGUGGACCAAAGGAGGAGGUGCAUGUUGGCCGAGGCAGGGUGUUCUGUGUGAUUUGGAUGGCAGUCCUUGUUCUCAUUCAGCUCAGAGUCCCGGGCCAGCAUCUGGGUACAUGUUAACUGCCCAGGUGCCUGACCUCUGUGUCCUUAGGGUGGGGCUGAGGGCACUAACACUUUCCUCUCCCCUCAGUGCUGGCCCAGUCUCAUCCCGAGGACCAGUGGUCUGGAGACCUGGCAGAGUCAGCCAAACUCUUCACAGAUGGAGCUCAGUUAUCUCUAUCCCCCACAUGGGGCUCGAACUCACCACCCUGAGAUCAAGAGUUGCAUGCUCCUCCCAUUGAGCCAGCCAUGUGCCCCACCAGUUUCCGGUUUAAAACAGCAUUUGCGGUAACCCAGGGGCUUCUCCAGGAGGAGAGAGGGUGUUGCUCACAGACGUGGACUGAGCCCACACGGGAAGGAGAGCAGAUCAGCCAAGGAGCAUGCCCAGGGUCUCCUGCCAGAGGGUCAGGGCCAGGGUGGCAGUGGCACUGAAGUCAGCAGUCACAGGGUGGGAACACACUUAUUCUUUAGCUGUGUCUGGAGAGAGUGAUGCAGACAGAGCCUCCUCUACCAUUUCUGGACUGAAGAUCUCUUUGAAGAGGCCACCCAGCAGAAGCCAGUGCCCAUGCACCAAGUGGGACCACAAGGCUAUCAACCUGCAGGAUAAGCUUGAGGCGUUGUGGCUCUUUGAAGCCGGAGAGAAGCUCAGCAGAAUCAGGAAUGCGCUGGGGCUCUCCACCUCCACCAUGGCUACCAUUCGUGACAACAAGGAGAAGAUCCGAGCCAGUUCCCAGGUGGCCACACUGCAGGCGGCCACCAAAUUGAUGCACAGCUGCAGCCUGGUGAUGGAGAAUAUGGAGUGGAAGCUAAGCGUGUGGAUCAAUGACCAGAAUGAGCUCAAUGUGCCCAUCAACAUCAUGCUCGUCCAGGAGAAGGCUUGCAGCCUGUUCGAGGACCUCAAGUGGGAGCAGGGCGCGGGUGCCCAAUUGGAGACCUUCGGGGCAGUUGUGGGUGGUUCGCGUGUUUUAAGGCACGCCAAAGCCUGCAUGCCUUGGGGUGGGUGGUGAGGCUGGGGGCUGCGAGGCCAUGGGCACAACUGCCGCAGCUGUGUGCAGGUACCCUGCCCUGCUUCAGAGAGUGAUCCAGGAGGGUGGCUACACACCAUGGUAGGUGUUCAACGUGGAUGAGACUGGGCUUUUCUGGAAGCGACUGCCUGACAGGACGUUCCUUUCCCUGGAGGAGAAAUCAGCCCCUGGGUGCAAAGCUGCCUGAGAUA